This is a messenger RNA of Porites evermanni, 826 nucleotides long. The record is from the annotation of a GenBank genome assembly. Lineage: Eukaryota; Metazoa; Cnidaria; Anthozoa; Scleractinia; Poritidae.
AUGCCAAUUUUAGUUCCUUUAAUUUCCUUUCCAGAGCUUCAAGAGGCAUUCAGUUUGUUCGAUAAAGAUGGCGGGGGCUCGAUAUCAUACUCCGAGCUUGGUGCGGUGAUGCGAUCGUUAGGACAAAAUCCAACAGAGGAUGAACUCAAAGAAAUGAUAGCUGAGGUGGAUGAAGAUGGUAUGAUAAUUGCGGUUGCCAAUUGGACUGCUUCCUAACUUUAAUUUUUUCAUGGGGAUAAAAAAUCGAGUAUGGCGGCCAUUUUCCCUGUCUUUUAAAUUUACCCUUUUUCACGCAAGCUAAUUGCCUCAUUUUCAUGUUAAACUGACCAUCGAGACAUCAUAAGCGUUUUCCCGAAGUUUUCCCUUUUCUAUAACUUUAAAAAAUGCCACCCCAGGCCCAGUGUCCUCGUUAAAAACUAAAAUUCGUUCCAAGAUUUUGAAAUAUUUGUUGUACCAGCAAGGACUACGUCCUUAACGAGAUUAAUGGAUGCUUAUUACAUCUUCAUUCUACUGCAUAUUAGGGACGUACAUUAUUUUAUAAGUGGUCGGGAUUAAAAUCUUUCUUCUUUUGACAGGAAAUGGCGAGAUUGAUUUUGAGGAGUUUCUUCAAAUGAUGUCCAAGAAAAUCAAGGAAACUGAUACGGAGGAGGAAAUAAAAGACGCGUUCAGGGUUUUCGACAAAAAUGGAGACGGAAUGAUAAGCGCGCACGAACUGAAACAAGUUAUGGCGAACCUCGGCGAAAAACUUACGGAUGAGGAGCUGGAUGAAAUGAUGAGAGAAGCUGACACCAAUGGGGAUGGACACAUUGACUAUGAAGGUAAAUAA